Messenger RNA from Ostertagia ostertagi, 1485 nucleotides. Lineage: Eukaryota; Metazoa; Nematoda; Chromadorea; Rhabditida; Trichostrongylidae. The record is from the annotation of a GenBank genome assembly.
CGCAGACUAGGAAGAUCAAGAGGAGAGCAAGAAAGCGAAGAAAAAGAUUCCCCUGUUGUGAAGCGCAUUCUCUAUGGCGUGCGAAAGGUCGCUUUCGGUGUGAAUGGAUCUAUCAGUCCGGCGUUCGGAAAUCAUACAGUCGUUCUCAUCAACAGUGACACGGAUCAGGUUGAUGGAAUUUCAUUCAAGAUUACAGAGGAGAAGUGGAUGUCAAAUUUCGCAAAUCUCGAGCAGUUCGCCAGAGUAGGAAAUAGAGUGAUGAGCAUGUACGAGUAUGACUGGAGCGUAAUCGAGAAUAUCAUGGAUGCAAGGUUCAAGCGAAGAACUGAACAGUUAAAGAGCUCGGAUGUUGUUCUAUGGUAUCACUACAAGGAUCCUGAGGUGCCCGAGUCCACGAAAAAUAUGGGAAUAACUACACGCGGAAGUCCAUCGUCUGAUAAGGAAAAUAAUAACGUGCUUUCACCUUCUCGGAAGACUCCACGUUUAUCACAAAAACUAUCAAUGAAAUCGUUGUCUCCAAGGAAAGUCAAUGGUUUGGUGAAAUCUGCGGUGAAGUCGUUGACACCACGGCAAGACUGUAAUCAGCCUAAAUCUCCAACGAGGACAUUGUCGCCACGGAAGUGUAAUGCUUUACCGAAGUCUCCAGAACCAGCACUUUCACCUCGGAAGGCUAAUGGUCUACCGAAGUCGCCGGUGAAAUCGUUGACACCCAGAGAAAUCAACUGCUCGUCGUCUGAUGUAGAUGCUAGCCUCCCAAGUGGUGUAUUUGACCGCAUUCCUGGUCUGGCUUGUCCUUUCACAAAUAAGAUGUUCGACACCAUUGAGAAACUUGAGGAGCAUCUGCAAGUAUCAUAUCCCAUGUUCAAAUUCGAGAUUAUUAAGUCUACACCUUUUACCAUUCAUUUUCUUGUAUCGAGUGCCAUCUCACGUGCGGAUUGGGAAAAACCACCAGCGGAUCCGGAACAUACGAAGAAAUUAUCAGUAGCAGUUGUUUCUCCAAAGAAGAAGAUUCUAUAUGCACCACCUGUUGAGGUGCCAGUCAAGAGAAAGAAUGAGCUUCCAAAAGCUCAGUUGAUUCCGUAUGGAGAAAUGUCAUUUGUACCUCCAACAUACUCAAGAGUCCCAGGGCCGUCAUCCGCCAAAGUCUAUCAUUCGGUGAUUGAGGACACGUGUGACUGGAAAGGUCACUUGAUGGAGAGGAAUAUUCGUGAUUACAUUGACGACACUCCACAAGAGAAAGAGUUCAUGUUACUCCACAACCGUUUUCGCGCCAAGUAUCGGCAUCUAAUUGUUGGCGAGAAACUAACGUUGGAAUUUUACACGAAGUUCAUUGAAAGUUGUGGAAUGGAAAUGAAAAAGAAGCGUAUACGAGCACAUUGUGUCGCACGGCUCACUCGACUUGUACAGCAGGACAAAAUGACGCCAACCAACAUGGCCAAUCUGACUCAGAAAUUAUACGAGUUAGGCCCAAACGAGGCAGACUAA